AUGAUGGAAAGACGUGGAUCGCUUCAAGGUUAUAUGGACCGAAUUCGCGCCGGGCUUAUCAAUCCAGAUUCCCCCCUCAUUGAAGGAUAUGAUUUCAACCGCCCAAAUAAUGAGCCAGGAGGAUCAUUUACACCCCUUAUACACACGCCAGCCUUUCCUCCGGGCGCUUGCCCGCCACAAUAUGCUCCGUAUGAAGUUGAUGUCAGAACUGAGCGACAGACCUUUGUCAAUGAUGUCCCAUUACGACAUGACUCGUCUGUGUCGACAUUCAGUGCAAUGGGACCGCCCCAACUCCACAACACCCUUCCUACUUUCCAUGGAGACGAUUGGCUGCAGGAAGACUGCUUCAGGCAAAAAGAGCCUAACUCUCUCAAUUCAACAAUAUUUCCACAAGGCUACGGGUCUUCUCUGCCAUACUUCCAGACAACAACAAUCCCCGUGGAUGAUCAGGACCGCCCACUACUGGAACACUUUGUUGAACACGUUUUGCGCAUGAUCUUCCCUAUACUUGAAGCACAUCAACAAAGUGCCGCACGAACAAGGGUUAUUUUGAGUGCGCUUGAGACGAACAAGUCGUACUUGCACUGCUGUCUUAGCGUAUCUGCUAUUCAUCUCAAGACUACUAUUGGGCUCGAGGGCGAACAGAUCGACCAUGAUAUUAUGAGACAUCGUUACGAAGCAAUUUCACAAUUAUGUCAGUCGCUCAAUCGCGAUACCGAUCAUGAGAAAAUCCUUGAUGCGACCUUGGCAAUGAUCUUCUUUCAAUCCUCCGUUGGUGCACCGGAUGACUGCCUUCCAGAUAUUCCUUGGUGCGAUCAUUUCCAAGCCGUCUCGAGUCUAGUGAAUAAGCUUGAGCUAUCAACAGCGACAGUACCACAGCCAAGACCUCAUGCAGUUUCGCCAUUUAGCAUGUCUCUUACAUCCUGGAUAGAUAUAUUGGGAGCAACGAUGCUGGGCAAGUCCCCUCAGUUUGCCCACACAUAUCGCUCUAAGCACCUGAGUGGAACAUCAUCUGGACUAUGCGAGCUAAUGGGAUGUGAUGAUCGCGUCAUGUAUCUCAUCUCAGAGAUUGCUUGCUUAGAUUCCCUGCAGUCCGAAGGUCGGAUCGACGAACUCACCGUCUGUCACCAUGUUUCUGCUCUCGGCACACAGCUUGAACACACAAAGUAUCCCCGAGCCGUGCUCGCACAGCCUUACUCUGUUACGGGUACUAUUCAAUCUGAGCAGCUCACUACGAACAUAAGCAUAAUCUUCCGCCUCGCGGCUCGCAUCUAUCUAUGCAGCCUUGUUCCGGGCUUCGAUCGGAACGAACAAAACACUGUUAAUCUUGUAUCUGAGAUUACGAACGCUCUCCAAUUCAUUCCCGCAGGACCCUUUGGUUUUGAUCGAUCUCUGGUGUGGCCACUUCUUAUGGCCGCUUCCUUCUCAACGCCAGUGAGCACAUUCCGCCACGUUCUAGCCGAGCGAGCUGCUGCCCUCGGCGAGAUCGGUGAUUUUGGUGCAUUUGGUCGUAUGUAUCGACUUGUUCGGGAGGUCUGGAGACUCUCCGACGACCCAGAGCCCACAUUAGAUGACCUCGAUCAGUAUGAAUCUCAGUACUCUGUUCCGAAAGAGGGGUUACUACCAUCGCCUGGAAUCGGCCCUUCUAGUGCGCCUGCUCCCGCCCCCCGCAUGAAACACAUCAAAAGGCAAAGUGUGCACUGGCGAGAUAUUAUGAACCGCAAUGGCUGGCAAUAUUUGUUAAUCUGA
Messenger RNA from Penicillium griseofulvum, 1749 nucleotides. Its product is annotated as fungal specific transcription factor domain-containing protein. The transcript is spliced from 2 exons. Gene Ontology annotation, cellular component: nucleus. The record is from RefSeq and is a predicted model, not a curated record. Gene Ontology annotation, biological process: positive regulation of transcription by RNA polymerase II. Bases 1 to 1749 code for a protein of 582 amino acids. Gene Ontology annotation, molecular function: DNA-binding transcription factor activity; transcription cis-regulatory region binding. Lineage: Eukaryota; Fungi; Ascomycota; Eurotiomycetes; Eurotiales; Aspergillaceae.